Spirometra erinaceieuropaei is the source of this 7936-nucleotide messenger RNA. NCBI's taxonomy places the organism in Eukaryota, Metazoa, Platyhelminthes, Cestoda, Diphyllobothriidea, Diphyllobothriidae. The record is from the annotation of a GenBank genome assembly.
AUGUCGGUGGUAUCUCUACAAAUUGGCCAAUGUGGAAAUCAGGUCGGUGGGGAAUUUUUCAGGACCAUCACAAGUGAUAUCCAUAGUGUUCCUUCCGUGAAAUCUCGCCUACAAACAGAGUACCUAGAAACAUCAUCUGAAACCUUCUUUAACAGACUUGACCAAGGUAAGACGCUUUCGGGCAAACGGACGUUUUCGCCGUUGGUUAGGUGGAACAUUGGAAGCCAGAUGUGUUCAAGUAGAUAUGGAAGAAAAGGUGAUUCAACAGAUGCGAACUGACGCUCUCCGUGAGGGCAUUUGGCGCUACCCAAAAAGUUAUUAUUCAGCAAAACAGGGAUCAGGUGGGUUUUUUUAUAAUAUUGAUUACCUUAUUGUCUUUUUGACGUUAUUUCAGUUGACCUCUGUUUCCAUUUUGGCUGUCCUAUUCAUAGGAGGCAGAUAGGCGAACAAUUCUUGGCAGCAAAUCAUUACCUGACAUGUUCAGUUAAAUAAGGUAGGUAAUUACAUGUGAUUAAGCUGCAUGUGAAUCUUGUUACUAGAGCUGCGGGUAGGAACCAAGGGUGCAAUACAUUUGAACCUUAAAUACAAGUGACGUAAUGGAGGGGAGCAGUAGAGGUAGUUGACGGGGUAUGUGGGCUAGCAGAUCGUAGAAGGAUGUGGUAGGAGUGAAAGAGAGCGAAUUAGGGUCUUUAGAUCCAUUGUUACCGAUAGUAAGCCACAAGGUGUCAGCUUGUGUCGGCUUUUGACUCGCACUGUAGUCUUCCUUAUACACAAACCUCGGUCCUCUAUCCAUGGGGUCGUUGCUUACGCCGUGACCAAAAGUCGUUGUCACAAUGACUUUCUUGACAUCCUGGUGCUCGGUAGAUCGGUCUAAUAACAUUAUUAGGUUACUGUACAUCCAGUUUCGGUUGAGUGUUCUUCAGUGGAACUGGGAGUGAUCUUCCUAUCAUCCUUCCUUGGGCAAACGAAAUGUUAGUUUGUCGUCUUGAUUUACUAAUUUAGCUGGCGCAAGACGUUGACACUGGUGUCUUCGAAGUUCUCUAAUCUCGAUUCGGACACUUCCUAACGCAUUUUCCACAUGUUCCCUAUGAGCGAUGACUCUGACCGUUGUGCAAUGCUUGCAAAGCGUCUUAUAGUACUGCCGUAUUUACCCCCCCUCCUUGCUCAGUCCAUUUGGUUAUGAAUUCCCGACUAAGGUUUUGUAAGUCGUAGCUGCUCGUUAAGUGCUUUGCACCAUGUGCGACCUGUGAAUUUUUCUGACUCUUCGAGAAUUCUCACUUAGUUACCUCAUAGAUGACAGAUGGGCGACCAUAUGCAGUCGAUCAGCAGCAGGCUUGUGUAUAAAUUGCGUCUGAAUUUCGUAAUUAGGAAUCCAGGUGGGGGGAGGGGCAAAGACGGAAUAUAGUGCUUGCGGAAGUUGAAAACAAGUAGAUAAUAUGUCCUGGGAGGGAGGACGUAAGUGUCACAACCAAUAGACAAAGGAGUCGUAGACCGGAAAGAGGGAGAUUAUCACUGUGCUCUACUUUUCCCUUGUUGGAUCUAUCUGUUUGCGUCUCCUGAGAAAAUAUCCAUGUGAGGAAGUUACUUAGCUCUGGUUUUAUCAUAUAUAACGAAACGGUACUCAACAACGUAAGAGAAAAUUCGUGCUUUGACUUGCGGGGUGAACCAGCACUUAGAAGGUCGUUCAUGGUUGUUAUUCUACCACCAACCCAAAAUAAAUGUACCUUUUGGAGGUUUCCUUCUAUCUUUCAGAACUCUUUUUUCUGUGAAAAGUGUCGUAGCUUUUUUCGUUGGGCUUUGUAGUCGAUGGACAACUGUUCAAAGCGUUCAUGUGGGCUCGCUUUUCGUGUUAUACUAUUCAUGUGGAUGUCGGAGAUAAGCCGUGCACAAGGUAGUACAUUUCGUUAAAAAAGCCCGUGAUCCAGACUUCAAAUGACUGCAUCAUACAAGGACGAGAAUCUACUAAUGGCCCUUUGGUAUUUUAUACUCCUGGUAUAGUUGAUGUGGAUAGAACUGAUCCACUCUGAGGAUUAGAUUCAUUAUUUUUCCCCCCGGUCUUAAAUUGUGGGACAAAUUCGAGUAAUCAACAAACGCUUUAAGCCGUUUCGUCACUUAUAAUGAUUAGAUGGACCUUUAAAAAGACAUGAUACGGCCAAAGAAACAAUUAUUACAACGUUAUGCCCUACCUCGUCCCUACUUUCUGAAACAGUAGCACUUCACGAGACGCUGGUUUGGCAUUUGUUUGUCAUGUCAUAGCCGUCGAGGUUAAACUUAUUCAAUGGUCUUAGCUGGCUGUCGGUUUGGGCAUGGAGUUUCUGCUAGAGUUGUACCUAUUUGUCAAGUUGGAAGCUAGUCUUCUCUGUAUGUCAACUCCCUCAGUGCAGUCGAGUCAGUUACAGGUUCCCUGCUUACUCAUUCCAUGAACGCAGUGACGGGAGGCCACCGCCGGCCUGUCUCUUGCUUGUGAGAGGUAACUUCGUGUAUUGCUACGAAAUUGACUUGGCCCGCUAAAUGCAUGAUCAGUCAGUAAGAUUUUAUUUACAUAUAUUUUUCUGCGUUGUCCAUACGCGCAGUGUUUACUCAGUGGCUCACAUUUCUGUUUUCAGGCAACAAUUGGGCAUUUGGGUUUCUUGUACAUGGUCCCGCGUGUGAGUCUGCGGUCGGUGAAUGCCUCCGCAAGGAACUCGAAAAAUGCGACUGUGUUGAUGGAAUCCUAAUGACAAUGAGCCUCGCUGGCGGGACUGGCUCCGGUGUUGGGACGUACCUUUCAAGGUAGUUUAUCAACCUGCAUGUCCUCCGUGUACACGUUGAAUAGGAUGCAAUUUAAUUUAAUGUGCUUGCUAAUUUCAAGAGCACCAUUCUCCAUUUCAUGACAACCUUCCCUCCUUUGGACAACCUCUGUUAUCCUUUUCGGUGAUUAUUUUAUUAGUCGCGUCUUCUGUCGCAAAUGUUCUCAUAGGCGGAUUUAUCUUUUAUUCAGGCGUCCUUGCAUACCAAUGUAUUUGCCCUGGAGCUAAGUUCACAGUCUUCCGAAAAGUCGUGUAACAUGUAUCCCCAGAUUGCCGGAAUAUCAGCGAACAUUCUGUUAUUCGGGUUUCUUUUGACUCAAGAAGUAUCUCCUCUCGGACGAGAUAUGUCUAGUCUUCCAUGUUGCAAAAGUGCAACGCAGCGCUGUGUUCUGUCAUUACGCAAAUUAGAAAGCAUCGUUUAAACCAUCUAGAAAAGAAUUUCGUGAUUACUAGUGGAAGAAGUUUGCCAGAUGCACAAGCUAUUUUCAACGGCCUGAGGACGUCGCUCGUUCGUGUAAACGGUGAUUUUUGGUGUUCUUUUACUGUGUGGCCUUCUGUCACACGCGAACCGUUUUUGACUAAAAUCAAGAAUCUGGUAGGCUGCUUCAGUUUUUUAAUUUUCUCCUAGGGUUUUGGGGUAGUGAUCACCUUUCAAACGCUUAUCGUUUUGCUCUGCCGGAUCUAAGCCUCCAAAAAAGGACAUUCAUUGUGCUUGUUUAGCGCUUUCCUUUCUAAUAAAAUCCCAAUAGCAAUUGCUCUUGAAAACUCAACUUUAAAGCAGAACCAUCGAUGCGUUUGCGUCUUGUCAGGAUCCGGUGUUUUUAUCAAGAAUGUUAGGCUGGUCAAGCGAACUCUUUAAUUCACACUUUCCAACCCUAAAAUUGUCGCAAUCAAUCCUUCUGAAGUCGUCUUCCUUUGACAAGCUGAUGAGAAAGGGCGUCACAGAACAGCUUCACGCAAAUUUCCCUGUCACGCAUUUUACGAGCAUGAGGCAGCCUCUUCUUCCUAACUUUCAAUGGAUACUAUUAUCAUACAUAAGGCAACUUACAGUACAUCGACAUUUUUCGAUCUGCUGAUGUUCGAUCAAACUCGAUGAUCUAGCACUUGAUCUUCCUUCAUUUAAGUUCUUUCCCUGCACGUAAGGCCUCUAACCCUACCUACUUUUGUGCAUGAUAACACGCUGGCCAGUUGGUCGUUUGUGCAAGAUCCCUUUGGUAAGCAGGAAACCGUAAACGAUUGCUAACUUUCUAAGUACCCAAAUAUCAUGUACUUACGCAUGAAUUAAAAUAAUGAAAGAAACAUUCAAUCUAGUUUGUAUUUUGACUUGGAAGACAUAUGCGCGACCUGUGUCCAAAGGUACCUGUUCUGGCGCAACUGGUCUGGCCUUACAAGUGUGGCGAGAUCUCCGUGCAGGCCUACAAUGCCGUUCUCAGUCUCGGCCACUUUCUUGUCCGCCCGGAUGAGGGACCGGAUGGUAUCCUCGUGCAGGAGAACGAUGUCCUUCACCAGGCCUGCUCUAAGCGCCUUGGGAACGCUACUGAGAUGCCACUUUCCGCUUUAAACGCCUUAAUGGCUCACCAGCUCACUGGAAUGCUUCAGGUUCGCGUCUCUUUGUCCUUGUAUGAUGAAUAAGUAUAUUUACUAUUCAACUACAGUGCAUAUUGACAUGCAUCUGAGGAAAUUUUCAAUUCUGUCCUUGUGAGCUCUAGAUGGAUUACUUAGGAAAUUCUGCGUGUGCAGUCAGCCUACUAUAUUAGAUUUGGCGGAUUCCAUACGUUGAAGUAGGCUGGGCGAUUAACUUGACCCAAGGGGGGUUGAACUCACGACUCCUGGUGGGACCUCGUAGCUCAGGUGGCUAGAGCGUUGACUGUACUCAGGCCUUCCGCUUGCUCUUGUGGGUUAGAAUUCCACCGAGGUUGCCGUUUUUCACAGUUGGGUCAAAAUGACUUGAUAUUCUUCGUGAUCCUGAUGUUUUCCCACAAAAUAAGUUUGUUCAAUUUCAAGCCUAGAAAUAGAAACGUGGAAAUCUGAGGCUCAAUCGUUGUUUUGGGUGUAAAGCACAGUGCCUCCCUUAUUCCACCACCGCUUGUUUCGCUUGAUUUUUUAUUCUACUAUCCCAAUCUCCGGCGACUUUCCUUCCUCAUAAAUACCUCUAAUUUCUCUCAGCUGGUAAACGGUCCGGGGAUUCAUUUCAGCUGUGGUGGGCAUCCUGCCCCUGGUGGUCCACAAUUGUUUGCGGAGAAAACCAAGGGUUUGAAUAAACUGCUUGUGUCUACGACUUUAUCUCCCUUCAUAAAGUUGACAUUUUCUAGCUAUAUGACUUCUCCCUUCCCAUGUUCUGCCUUAAAAAGCUGUUAUAUUUGUUUGAAUUUCCGACUUUUCCGCGUGUCUGAUGCAUAAAUGACCCCCCGCUUUCGCGCUAUUGUCUGCCCACCAUAUCUUCUGCCUUACUCGCCUUUUUGAAACGCAGCCACUCUCUGUGCCCUCGCCUCCCUGUCGCCGACGUCUCUCCCAAUUCCUCUUUAACCUCUGCGGCCCACCAGACCUGAAGCUCUAUCGCCUUCGCUGUUUGCCUUACCUCUCCGCAGGAGUGAAAAAGUUUUCCACGGAGACUUGGCCACAGCUGAUCCGCCACGGACGCCAGCUUGGGCUUACUGGGGCCCCAGUGGAAGACAGUGAGUGCCCUGCAGUGUUUCUUAGCCAGAACUUUCGCGCAAUUUGCAUCAUUCCCGUUUUACGCUUCGUCAAACACCGCGAUUUACAUGCAGAUAUAGAGAUAACGCGCGACCCGGGUAACUGAAUAGAAGACAAUCGGCGUCCACUUGAUGGCGCUUGUUUUCUGGAUGUACGAUAGCCGAGCUUCUUCAUGCUCCUUCUCGUCAGCCUUAUUUUAGUUUGUUCUGUCUGUCUGUCCGACCUUGUGUAUCAGCAUUCCAAGUUAAAAUACUUGGUCCCCGUUGGCCGUGGUUUAUGCGACGUAUCACGUAUUUGUAUGCAGUUGGUCUCUACUCGGCACCAAGUGGUGCUGAUCGGCCUCAAACCGCAAAAUCGAACUGUCACGCGGUCCUGCAGAAAACGUUGGAGCCUUCGCGCCUCUUAUCGCCUAUCGGUAGCGUACGGAACUUCCUGAAGGAAGGUAUUAUAUCAUCGCUGCCGACUGAGUGCAGAUACUUGACUCCAUGGGCAGGUACGAAUGAAUUGACAACUGAACCCACGUUCGGACUUCUCCACCAAGCUUUGGGGUAUGGUUAACUGACGACCAAAUAAAUCGGAAAUGGCCGUUCAGGCUCCCAUGUUUUUUCGGUAUUCCUACAUAGCUGCACGAUAGACUGUGAUUGCUAUAAGAAAGCCCGUAUUCCGUUCUGCAAUUAGUUGAAGCGCAAGCGGAGAUGCAUAAUCGAACGCCACUCAUCCAUACAUUGCUGUUAGGUGCACUACAGGAAGGUCAACAUGUCGGUUGACUGGUUUGACAUUGAAAAACCAGGCCUCCUGCACAGGGCAUUUGAUGGCAUCGCCUAGUUCGAAGGCAUUCCCCGCUUCUGAAUUCUGUGUCACCUCAGACAACUGGUCCUUCUUCCGCGCACAAUAUUUACUAAGUAGCGCAACCCCAUUUCAUCCUAUCCUUACUGUGUUUACAGGUCAAUGGGGAGCGAGUGAUAACCACCUCAUUUGGCAGUUUGCCUUGUCAAAGUGCCCUUAAUUGAGGUUGUGAAACUGAUGAUUUCAAAUAAGACAGAAACGGCCAUUCCGAAAUUCCCCAUUUUUAUCGGCAUGGAUUACCAGUUAUUGGCUUCACGUCAAUGUAAGACGGCCUACGAAAACCGUAGACCACAAUCCAGGCCACUAUUUUUUCCUGCAGCCAAUAUAGGUCCGCAUGAUAGAAUAUUUCAAACGUUGCCGAUUGUGCGUAAGUAAGUAACUCAACAGCAAAGCGAAAUCAGGUACACACCUGUCUCCCCGUCAUGGGGUCGGAACAUGCAGCUCAUUUCAUCACUUAUUCCCUAGACUCUCGAUUCCAAAAAAACUACAAUCAUGCACCACCCCAAUUUCACCGCACUGCUCUUGUUCUGGCUUUCUAAGGCUUCUUUGAAAUCAGUACUUUUAAGGUUUCUUUAUGAAUUGUCCGUCUUUCGCACUGCUUUUAGUGAUUUUCCAAGCAAAGCACACGAAGUUCGUUUUUUUCACAAACUUGAAAAUUCGAGAUACACAGUAUUUUCGAAGACUUCAAGGGUUAGUAUUGUCUAGGUAGCUUUUAGCUCACUCACACAUCUUAUUGCCGGCGUUGUGUGUUAUUUGCAGACAAGUGCUGAAUUAUCUGCGUGUGAAAUGUCAGUGCCAAAAAUCGUCAUCAACUUAUCCAAGCCCUUUUUGGUGGACAUUUCAGUUGCGCAUGUCCUGCAGAUUUCUGAAACUUGUUGAGGUCGACAAUUAACUAAUUAGUACUAUUUGGGUAAUUAAAUCUCCCGUCUUUGAGAAUGCUGUAGGUCUCGGUGUUUCCCGUGCCUUAAUUAUGACUUAAUAUGGCCUCUGAAGACACGAACUGAAUGCAGAUGAAAAACCAGAUUUUUUAUGGGUUUGAACCCUGUGAUGAUGGACACAAUCAGCUACAUCAAGAGGGCAUCCACCUCCCUUCCCCCCCUCCUCCCGCCAACUUUCAUUAUGCUACAUGGCGCCCACCUUUGUCUCCUGUAGACAUGGACUGGACUCUUUCGGCCAAUACCUCCGUCAAAGGCUACAAACGCUUCCCGGUAGUCGCCUUUUCUGCCAUCGCUCGCGGUGACGGAGCGGCCGAGCUGCUUAACGACACCUCUCGCCUCUCUGGCUUCCUGCCCGAGCCAUCUGUCUCGAGCACCUUCCAGACCCCCUUUAUGGGCACAUGUCGUCCACUAUGCGGCUAUACUCGUAGCUUAUUUCUGGCCACUAACGGUGGCGGCCUGUUGCCAGCUGACCUCACUGCUGACAGUUCCCCCACCGGCACCGAUCCUGCUGCCAGUCUGCGUCAGGUCUGUGCGCGUGCCUGGCGCCUGUUUGCAGCUAAGGCCUACCUCCACCAGUACGCCCAGUAUGGUCUGGAAAUGGACACUUUUAUGGAUUGCUUCGCGGUGGUUGAGCAGACUGUUCAUACCUACGCAAAACUGGCUGUCUAA